AUGGAUUUUAAAAACAGCAGAGUUUUUAGUUCAUUAAGAGAGUUGAGUAACAAAUCAUGGACAUAUGAAUAUAGCGCAGGAUUCGUGGCGUUUAUGAUUCUCUUCUCAAACCAUGUCGCAAACAUUAGCUCACGGCACAUGGCAGUGGCCUUUCGUAUACCGGAGGCCACAACAGGAAUAUACUUCACGAAACUGUUCGGUUUUAGAGGAUUUCUCAUACUGUUCGGAUCGCUAGGAACGUACAUACUCAAAUGGUUCAUCUCGGAAAAAAACAUAGUACCAACACUCAUCUUCUCCACACUGAUCAUGGUCGCCAGGUUCUGCGCAAUGAUCAUCAUAUUCACGUCAAAAAACCCCGCCUUCCACAUAUACAACUUCUACGUAGUGGAGGCCCUGUUCGUGGGCCUGUUCCAAAUAUCAUUCUACGCUUUAACACCGGAGUUCGCAUCGCUACUAUCACUAUGUGUUAGGAUAUCUAAAAUCACAGUGUUCUUCAUACAGCUCAUCAUGGAUUUCACAAUUUAUCACAAACCCAUGCUGAUGCUGAGAAUACACUUCUCAGUCCUCUUCACACUCUCGUUCAUAUCCAUGUGCCUGUGGUACUACUACUGCUUCUCCAAGGGCAGGUACGCUAAUAAGGAAAAUGACUCAGUAGAAAUGGUGGAAACCAGAAGUAUGCAGUACUUCAACAUAGUUAACGCGCAGGGAAACGAGGGUGAGGAGGGUUUGGAGGAAAGCACAGAGCCAGCCUUCCUGACGCAUGUCAGAAACUGCAUAUCGCCGAUACUGAUGUCAGUGGCGACGCUGAUAAUGAACAACAUGAUCUCGCCAGGGCUGCUGCCCUACGCGUUGCUGGAGAGAGACAAGUGCCACAAGAUCAACAUGGCAGGAAUCCCGAUGGGUGUGGCGGGAUGCUUAGUCAUCCACAUCCUUAAGAAAAAUAUAGAGUCGAUGAACACGAAGUGGACGUGGCACUGGCACGCCUUCUGGGUAUGCGCAAUACCGCCGUUCGUAGUGUUCAUACUGACCUUCGUGGCGCUGCACACAACGACGGCAGUGGGCGCAGCAAUAUACAACUCACAGAACGCAGUGCUGAUCAUGGCGGUGAUGUUCUUCUUCUUUCACCCGAUGGUUGAAACGCUCGGGUUUGUAGGUGUCGUGUCGAACGUAAGGCACCUGGGGAAAGUGCUGGAAAGAGGACUUAAGGUGAUCUCGACUAAUCUGUUUUUUACGUACAUUGUGGGCUUCACAGCCUACAAGGUCUCAGUGGGUUACAACGUGAUGCGCUCAUCAUACGAGUUGCAACCCGACCCCUCACUCAAUAUUCUCCCCAGACUGUUCUUCUGGUUUACGUCCUCAUUUAAAUACGGAUUCAGGGACUUUGUGAACGAAUUCAGACUGAACAUCAAGGAGUACAUCUAA
Molecule: messenger RNA, 1422 nt
Organism: Theileria orientalis strain Shintoku
Lineage: Eukaryota; Apicomplexa; Aconoidasida; Piroplasmida; Theileriidae
Exons: 1
Coding region: 1-1422 (473 amino acids)
Source: RefSeq, a predicted model, not a curated record